UAAACAUUUUGAGUAAUUUACUACCUUGAGAACUGCGCCAAAAUAAUCAUGACAAAGCUAUUUAAAAUGAACUGACCAAAAACAAAAUCUUUGAGAGCUUUCUAGUCAAAAUUUUUACAUCUAUUUACACAGUUUUCAGAGAAAAAACCCUUAUUUAUUCGCAUAAAUUAUUAAUAAUCAUUGUGACAUUGCAAAGAGCUUUUAUAUUCUAACAAGAUAAGCUCAUUUAGGCAGUUUACAUUGCUAUGCCUUGUCAAAGGUGUAAAACAAAUAUAUGUAAAUGAAAAGUCAUACAUUGUGUGCUAAAACUACAGUAUAUAUCAUAAUUUAAUAUCCAGUAUCUAUUUCAACUGUACUUCAAAUUCAAACCCUGCAAGCAUCCGUUAAAACUGGAAUUUUCCCACCCCAUCAAACGGACACGAUGGGCGCUUAACGAUCCUCCCGAGACGCCACACUCUACUGCUCGGAUCACUUCGUCACCAUCGUACGAUGCCUCAUCGGGUGGAUCGAGUGUACGAUCAACUGCCAGAAAAGUGGAACCAUCUUAUCGUUACACCAUCAGUCGAUCGCGGCAUUUCGAACGGUAAGCAACCGGAGCAAGCGACGAACCUCUUUCGACGAUCUCGCUAGAAAGAGAGUGCUUUUUUAUGUGGAAAGGGAGUGGUGUGUGUGUUCUUAUGUUAAAACGUGAAGUCUGUGUAAAAGUGUUCACAAGGUAUUGAAGAAGCCCGAUUUUUCGGCUGACUGACGACGUCAAACCGUUUCGAAAAACGGGAGGAAACUAUCCAAGGAUGCUACGCCGCUGUACGACGAACAGCCGUCUGUUGUUCUUUCUUGUCGCUGCUCUGCUUUUGCUGACCGUACCGGAUGGUGCUCGUGGCAAUGGCGAACCAACCGGAGGCGUCCGCACGGUAAUGGAUCUGAUGGAGGUGAUGCUGAAUCGGGACAUUCUGGAUAUGCUGCAAAACGGUGGCUUCGACUUCCGGCAGCCGGCUCGCAUCUUCCUUCCGCCCAAGUUUUACUCCAUCGUGCCGUACGACCAGGGCCACCAAAGCCCGGACCAGAUACUGGGCAGCAGCCACCUUGCCGUCCCACCCGUGGUGACAAUUGCCAGUGGUGGUGGUGCUGCUGUUGGAAAAGCCACCCAACCCGAGCAGCCACCAUCUGGUGCGUCCGUGGUCGAUAAACUCGCCCGUGCCGAGCAGGGCGGCGGCAGCAGGAUCAACUUGAUUUCGUAUUCCGAUGGCAAAGUGACGACAGGCCGUGGCCGUGGCGGGCAUCCUGCGGUGACCAAUAAGGGAAGCGAAACAUUAGAGAAAAAUGUCGGUACAAAUGUGAAUGGGGCAACGAAUUUCCCGCACAGUGGCAACAGGAAGCAAACGACGCCAGCAAACGACCGGCAGCAGAGGCAACAGCAGCAGCAGCCGUCCCUAACGACCUCGAUAACGGAUCAAACGGUGUCACAAAAUGUCGGCCGCACACUUCCGACAUCCGGUCGGGUGGGGGGCGGUGGUGGAAGCAGCACGACGGAUCAGCUACGUUCGGCCCUGCCCGGUGAACCGGAUGUCGAUUAUCCGAUAUUGGGUAGCGUGCCGGCGACACAGUUCACCUGCGACAACCGUCAUCAUGGUUAUUACGCCGACGUUGAGACACGGUGCCAAGUGUUCCGGGUGUGCGCCAACACCGAUUCGACCGGGCGUGGCUUUGCGUUCCUUUGCCCCAAUGGGACACUGUUCAAUCAGCGCCAUCUGGUGUGCGAUUGGUACAUGAACGUGCGGUGCGAGGAAAGUGAGAGCCUUUACGGCGUGAAUGAAGCGAUCGGACGAACAGACAGUGGUAUGGGCCGGAUGUUGACGAGUGGAGAUCGGCAGGAUAUGAUGGAUGUUGUGAUGUCGAUGGUUACCUACCCGAUGCGUUCGCUGAUGGACCUCAUGAACGGGGUCGGUGUGAUCGAGGAGCGUGUGGGCGAGCCGGAGGUGCAGGAGAGGGAGGAGAUUGAAGUGCCACCGACUGUGGAGGGUGAGCAGUAUGUGACGGAACCAGAAACGGGGCUAGAACCACCGUUUCAACAAGGAAGAAUACAAUACGGCCCUGAACCGGUGGUGAAUCAGUACGGCGGACCAGCGGUGAACAGCUUUGGAGCAGAUGUUAGGCCACCAGUUAGUGCUCCAAACGGCGCCGUUGGGUCGAAUGUGUACCGGCCCAUGUUGGAUAAUGUUUAUGUGUCAAGUCUUGGGACGCUUUCAACCGAUCCUGAUUCUGGGUUCGAUCCACAGCGCUCCACACUACUUACCAGAACGGAAGGAUCAGUCAGAACCGUUUCCGGAGUGCCACAAGCAGAUUCGUACGGCAUUGUAAAUCAGAACCAGGCCGGAUUUUCCAAUCCCAUCGCAACGAACGUUCAAUUGGUGCGAGCAGAUCUGAUCAAAUCCUGGAACGACCAGCAGCGACCGGUUCUGACGCAACAGACGCCUUCGCUGAAACUUGCACCUGUUCCACGAAUUUCCCAGCAGUCCUACGAAAUUCCAAAGCCUCCCCGCCAGCAGCACCAGUAUCAACAACCGCAUCCACAGACAACGAGUGCCAUCUAUCGGCAAGGAUCGAUACUACCACCGACGGGCGUUUUGCCACCAUCCACCCUAACACGCACCGUAUUGAUCGGGGCCAACAACAAGCACAGCGAUCUGCCCUCGGCCCAUCGGUUUGCUCCCCCCGUACGGCAAGUGCUUCCGAUCCAGCGGGUAACCGUUGUACCGGAAAAUACGUACCAGCAGCAUCAGCAGCAGCACCAUCAGCAACAACAAUACCACCAGCAGCACCAUCAGCAACAACUCCAUCAGCAGCAACAAAGUCACACACGACCGACAAACUUUUACCAUCCGGUUGGUACUGGCUCUGGUAGCUUUUUGCCUCACAGCACUGCCUCACAGCCUUCUACAGUUGCUCAAGUACAAGCAAACUUACCCUAUACGACCCCCGUGGCAACACGACAACAGGGUGGUCCUGUGGUACAUUACCCGUACAACCAUCCUCCACCCCAUACCGCGGUGCAACAAGUUCCGGUCGCGGCAAGCAAUCGGGACGGAAAUUACGCAGCUUACCAACAGCAGCAGCAGCACCAGCAGCAGCAGCUACUACUGCGCCGCAGCGAUAAUGUACCGGCGCCGGUACCAACCGCGUCCAAUGUAGUUCCCCGAACGAGGCUUCAAACGAGCACGGUGCUGCAGGUAGUGCCCGCGCUGAGCUUUUACCUUAACGAUGCCGAGGAAAAGCGAGCGUUCGAUGAUGCCGUCCGGCAGGGACUGUUUGACGAGCGGAGGCGUAGCGGUCGGGCCUACACGUCGUACCAGGUACCGCUGGGCAGUGUGGGACAUCUUGGAGCGCUGUCGUAGGCCGAGUGGUCGGUACUAAGAACUAAUGUAAUUUAUUGGAAGUUCGUCUCGCAAGCUCGCAAGUCCGUUGCGGCUCAAAAGCGAUGUCCUUUGAACGGUGAAUGAAACUGUACAGCAGUGGUACAGCGCACGUUUGUGGGCUGAAUAGUACGGAUGAGAUUAUGAUAGGAUGCAUAUAAAGAGAGGAAAAUAAAGCAAAGUAAAGCAAGUAAUGAAUCGAUGUUGCUAUCAAAGGGCACAGGGGUGUGCAAGCGCUUUGAAAGCUUUUGCAUUUUGUUGUUGUUGUUGUUGUUUAACGCAUUCCAUGGAAUUACUUUUCCACUGCGAUGAGAUCCAAUCAGCAGCAGCACGAAGCG
Messenger RNA from Anopheles arabiensis, 3748 nucleotides. RefSeq lists its product as uncharacterized. Bases 792 to 3392 code for a protein of 866 amino acids. The record is from RefSeq and is a predicted model, not a curated record. Lineage: Eukaryota; Metazoa; Arthropoda; Insecta; Diptera; Culicidae. The transcript is spliced from 6 exons. Gene Ontology annotation, molecular function: chitin binding. Gene Ontology annotation, cellular component: extracellular region.